Ziziphus jujuba (common jujube) is the source of this 852-nucleotide messenger RNA. Its product is annotated as histone H2A.1. Gene Ontology annotation, molecular function: DNA binding; protein heterodimerization activity; structural constituent of chromatin. The transcript has 2 exons. The coding region runs from base 156 to 524 and encodes 122 amino acids. Gene Ontology annotation, cellular component: nucleosome. NCBI's taxonomy places the organism in Eukaryota, Viridiplantae, Streptophyta, Magnoliopsida, Rosales, Rhamnaceae. The record is from RefSeq and is a predicted model, not a curated record.
CAUAUUCGAAAGGUUCUAACAAAAACUACCCAUUCCGUUUUAUUUUAUUUUAUUUUUUUUGUUUUUUUUGUUUUUUUUUAGUUUUUUAUUUUUAGAUAUUCAUAAAUUAACCUUUUCAAAUAUAAGAUGAAAAGCUAUUUCAUUUUUUCUCUGCCAUGCCCUUUCGAUCUUGGUCUCGGAGUUGCGGCCAUCGGCAUCUAUCUGGUUGGCGAGCAAGUCUACAACAAACUCCUUUCUCCUUCCUCUUUUUCUUCUUCUUCUUCUUCUUCUCACCACUCCAGUUUCCAGUCGGUUGGAUCGCUCGGUUCUUGAAAAAGGGACGCUAUGCUCAUCAUACGAGUACUGGUGCUCUAAUCUAUCUCCUCGUUGUUCUUGAAUAUCUUGCUACUGAGGUGUUGGAGUUGGCUGGGAAUGCGGCAUGUGACAACAAGAAGAACAGGAUAAAUCCAAGGGACAUGCUUUUGGCAGUGAAGAACGACGAUGAGUUGGGAAAAUCGCUUCAGGGUGUGACCAUUGCCAGCUGAGGAGUUCUUCCACAUAUUCACCAAGUUUUGCUCCCAAGAAGUCCUCCAUCGCAUCUGAAUCCGAUAAAGCCUCCCAAGCAAAGAAAUCGCCCAAAACGGCUUAACUUAGAAUAAAUAAUAAUAUUAGAUUACAAAUUUGAAUAGAAAUCCCUUUUAUUUAUGUAAUUGGGAGCAAAUUCUACGCUAUAGGGUUUUAGGGUUUUCUUCCUUUUUUUCUUUUUUUUCUUUUUUGGGUUUGUUUUGUUCUUUUGAAGCUGUGUGGUGCAUAAAAAUGUAGUUGAUAUAUGAGGAGCUUUGUAUGUUAAAUAUAAAAUCCUUUGUUGUUUUA